AUGGCUUCCUCUAGGUUAGCCAUGCUCUGCUGUGUGCUCGUCUUUGCAGUGGCGCGGGCAGUGGCUGAUGCUUUCGUCCUGCCACCUUCGCCACCUUCGCCACUUGUUUCCACACCACACAGACAGGCCAACAAGGUCGAGAGGCCAGAGCCUCCAAGUGAGUCUGGCGCUAUCCUGAUGGCAGUGUUGGCUGGCCUCAUGGUGGGAAUUGCUGCGCCGGCCAGCUGGGCUAUCACAGGCCCAGGCGGCACGAGGCCAGACUUGCAGAUGGUUCCACCAGGCAGCGAGGAUGUUCUGGCUGCGGCGAAGCCUCGCCACAUUGACGACGUCAUCCGCUCCCGCAUGGAGGCGGUCUAUUUCCCACAAGUUGCGGAAGAGCUGAAGACGGAGCGGGCAAAACUGGAGGCGGCGCCCGCCAAGCAAGAGCGCCUGAAGCAAACCAUGCAGCAGCUGCGAGAGUAUUCGCAGUCUGCCGUGUUCAACACCUCCGAAGUGCCGAUGUGA
Symbiodinium natans is the source of this 504-nucleotide messenger RNA. The record is from the annotation of a GenBank genome assembly. Lineage: Eukaryota; Dinophyceae; Suessiales; Symbiodiniaceae.